Messenger RNA from Chinchilla lanigera (long-tailed chinchilla), 784 nucleotides. NCBI's taxonomy places the organism in Eukaryota, Metazoa, Chordata, Mammalia, Rodentia, Chinchillidae. The record is from the annotation of a RefSeq genome assembly.
AUGACUCACCAAUCACACGCCUACCAUAUAGUCAACCCAAGUCCCUGACCACUAACGGGAGCCCUAUCAGCUCUUCUACUUACAUCAGGAUUAAUCAUAUGAUUUCACUUCAACUCAAAAACCCUUCUACUACUAAGUAUGCUAUCAAACCUACUCACCAUAUAUCAGUGAUGACGUGACAUCGUACGAGAAGGAACCUACCAGGGACACCACACAACAAUCGUUCAAAAAGGCCUACGUUAUGGAAUAGUAUUAUUUAUCAUCUCAGAAGUCUUCUUCUUCUCAGGAUUCUUCUGAGCAUUCUACCACUCAAGUCUGGCCCCUACACCCGAAUUAGGAGGGUGUUGACCCCCUACAGGAGUCUUCACCAUUAACCCCUUGGAAGUACCACUCCUCAACACAUCCGUCCUUCUAGCCUCAGGAGUCUCAAUCACCUGAUCACAUCAUAGCCUCAUAGAAGGAGACCGAAAACAAAUAAUUCAAGCCCUUACUAUCACAAUCUUGCUAGGCAUUUACUUUACCCUCCUCCAAAUCUCAGAGUACUUCGAGGCCUCCUUCGCUAUCUCAGAUGGAGUAUACGGCUCCACAUUUUUCGUCGCCACAGGAUUCCACGGACUACACGUCAUUAUCGGAUCAACAUUUCUCUUGGUAUGCCUCCUCCGACAAUUCAACUUCCACUUUACAUCAAACCACCAUUUCGGGUUCGAAGCUGCAGCCUGAUACUGACAUUUUGUAGACGUCGUCUGACUCUUCCUAUACAUCUCCAUUUACUGAUGAGGCUCAU